AUCCAAUCUCAAAAAUCCAAACCUGAAUUUUUUAUAAUGUUUGAAGGUUUCUGGCUGAUCUUGCAGUCACCCUACCUGAUAUACAUAUCUCUGUUUCUUUGGUUAAGUGCAGUUGUCUCAUCUGUAUUUUACUUUCAGAAAGUGACAAUAGUUGCUACUACAAUAUCAAACCCAACUGCCAGAAGGAGAACAUUUGCACUGAUAAACAGCUUUAUAGCAGUUUUUAUUCUUGCAGGACAGCUCACUUUGACGGGUCGUAUCCUUACAGUAGCUGGUCUCACGGUUGCUAUCUGUGCAUCUCCCUUCGUUGCUGCCUCAAAUUUGGUUGCACUUGCUGUAUGGCCAACUUGGGUUGCUGUGGCUAUUACUGAAACAAUAAGAAAGGUAACUACUUAUGUUUUGACAAGACCUGGAAGGGAGUUAUUAUUCACAGUUGUCUCGCAGGAUGAAAAAUACAAAGCGAAGGUCUGUAUAGAUGUUAUUGUACAAAGGCUUGGUGAUGCGACAGCUGCUGGAAUUUAUAGGUUCUUGUUCAUCAGCCUUGAGAAGAAAACAUCCAAUGUCACCCUCUAUGCAUUGCCGCUCUGCUUCCUGUGGCUUCUCAUAGCAUUUCAUUUGGGCCGGCUCCAGACGAAUCUUGCUAGGCUUCAGGCUGCUUCUACCCCGGCCUAUUACUGA
Setaria italica (foxtail millet) is the source of this 678-nucleotide messenger RNA. RefSeq lists its product as uncharacterized. The record is from RefSeq and is a predicted model, not a curated record. The annotation marks the transcript as partial. Gene Ontology annotation, cellular component: membrane. Gene Ontology annotation, molecular function: ATP:ADP antiporter activity. Lineage: Eukaryota; Viridiplantae; Streptophyta; Magnoliopsida; Poales; Poaceae. The transcript has 6 exons. Gene Ontology annotation, biological process: nucleotide transport.